Messenger RNA from Capsella rubella, 878 nucleotides. RefSeq lists its product as uncharacterized. Bases 83 to 874 code for a protein of 263 amino acids. The record is from RefSeq and is a predicted model, not a curated record. Lineage: Eukaryota; Viridiplantae; Streptophyta; Magnoliopsida; Brassicales; Brassicaceae. The transcript has a single exon. Gene Ontology annotation, biological process: root development; shoot system development.
UAUAUAAGGCUUGUGAGGCAAUGAGAAGGCAAAACAAACAUCUUAAGCUCUCUUAAGAAAAAAAUCUAAACAAAAACAUAAAAUGGCUGUCUCUUUCCAUGUUCGCUCUAACAGUUUCCCUUCAAGACCUCACCCACAAGCUGCUCAUGUCGAUGAGCAGUUGGCCCGUUUGAGAUCUUCUGAGGAAACUUCAACCUCUUCCAGCUAUUCUAUCUGCAAAAGACUUGAUAACCUUCAGGAUUUACAUGAGUCUCUUGACAAGCUUAUUCGCUUACCCGCUACCCAACAGUCUCUAGGUCAAGAGCAGAACAAGAAAGCUGUAGAGCAGCUUCUUGAUGGAUCCCUUAGGAUCUUGGAGGUGUGCAACAUUUCCAAGGAAGCUUUGUCACAGAUGAAAGAAGGUCUCAUGGAGAUCCAGUCGAUUCUAAGAAGAAAGCGCGGAGAUCUAUCAGGAGAGGUGAAGAAAUACUUGGCCUCAAGAAAGUCCUUCAAAAGGACAUUCCAGAAAGUACAAAAGUCUCUUAAGGUUGCACAAGCCGAAGACAACAACGACGAAUCUUUGGCUGUAUUCGGAGAAGCAGAAGCUAUUACAGUUGCUCUUUUUGAUUCUCUCUUCAUCUACAUGUCAGGAUCAAAGGCUUGUAGCAAAUGGUCAGUCGUCUCAAAGCUAAUGAACAAGAAGAAAGCUACAUGUGAAACGCAAGCAAACGAAUUCACGAAGGUUGAUUCCGAAUUCCAAUCCGAAAAGACCUUGAAGAUGGAGGAUGUUCAGAUCCUAGAGUCAUGCAUUCAAGAUCUUGAAGAUGGACUUGAAUCACUUUCAAAGUCAAUGAUUAAAUACAGAGUCUCAUUCCUUAACAUCUUAGGCCACUAAUGAA